Messenger RNA from Bactrocera tryoni, 1633 nucleotides. Its product is annotated as putative inorganic phosphate cotransporter. The transcript is spliced from 4 exons. Lineage: Eukaryota; Metazoa; Arthropoda; Insecta; Diptera; Tephritidae. Gene Ontology annotation, biological process: monoatomic anion transport; transmembrane transport. Gene Ontology annotation, cellular component: plasma membrane. The record is from RefSeq and is a predicted model, not a curated record. Gene Ontology annotation, molecular function: transmembrane transporter activity. The coding region runs from base 1 to 1437 and encodes 478 amino acids.
AUGGAGAAAAGUGCGAAAUAUGAAAGAGAAGAAAAAGCUUCAUUCUUUGGCGCUCGUCAUGUGCAGUGUUUCAUGAUUUUCAUCGGUCUAACAGUGGCUUUCGCACAACGAGUUAAUUUUUCCGUGGCAAUUGUGGCAAUGACGGACCGGAAUGCAACAAAUCCGGAUUUUGAGGAGUAUGCAUGGUCGGAGCAAACAAAAUCAUAUCUGCUAAGCGGUUUCUUCUGGGGCUACUUCGUGACACAAAUACCUGGCGGUCAGUUGGCGCACAAAUAUGGCGGUAAAAUUAUGUUGCUCCUAAGUUUGAGCCUCAGCAGUAUUUUGUGCAUGCUCACACCGCUGACAGCGCGCUUAGGCGAUUGGAAAUUGGUCUUUGCAUUGCGUGUGGUGCAAGGCUUGAUACAGGGUUGCAUUUUCCCCUCUACACACACGCUACUCUCCAAGUGGGUGCCACCCGAGGAACGCGGUUCGAUCGGCACCUUCUGCUAUACGGGCGUACAAUUCGGUAGCGUCCUAAUGAUGGGCAUCAGCGGUACUAUAGCGUCGUCGUCAUUAGGCUGGCCUGGCAUUUUCUACAUUUCCGGUUUGAUAAGUUUAUUGUAUGCUGUUAUGUGGUACUUUGUGGGCGCCAGCGAACCUAGUGACUACAAAUGGAUAUCUGCCGAAGAGAAAUUAUACAUUCAAUCAGCAUUGGUGACGUCGACUAAACCGGAGGAGGAGCAUGUACCAACGAAGACGCCAUGGGUUAAAAUACUCACCUCGGUACCAUUCUUAGUCAUUCUAAUCGCACAGAGCACAUUCGCUUGGGGCUUCUGGACUAUGCUCAUACAAAUUCCGUCAUAUAUGAAGAAUAUACUGAAACAGGAUAUCAAAAGCAAUGCUGUCAUGUCGGCGCUACCGUACCUGGUUAAUAUGUUCCUGACCUUUGGGUUUUGUGGCCUAAAUAAUUUCCUUAUCAAACGAAAUUUGAUCAGCAUACGCACAAGUCGUAAACUUUUCAAUACCAUCGGCUUCUGGGUGCCGGUGUUGCCACUCAUAUUACUGGGUUAUUUGCGCGAAGAUCAAAGCAGUUUGGCAGUUGGUUUACUUGUCAUCUUAAUCGGUGUCAAUUCAGCAGCUUACUUGGGCUUCUUAACCAAUCACAUUGACUUGUCGCCCAACUUUGCUGGCAUACUAAUGGGCGUGGCUAAUUGCAUGGCAAAUUUAAUGGGUGUAGUUGCGCCCCUGCUGGUGGGCUUCAUCGUCACUGAUUCGAAAAACGUCAAUCAAUGGCGCAUCAUAUUCAAUAUAACCGCUGCGCUUUACUUUAUUGGCAAUCUGCUAUUUAUCCUCUUCGGUCAGGUCAAAAUUCAGAGAUGGAACUAUCCUAAAGAGGCGGGACAGCAAAGGGAUCAUAUCAAAUUCGAGCCAGUCAAUGUGGAGAAAGAAGUCUAUUAGCGCCAAAUACAACGUAUUCUUAUUUAUAUUAUGAUAUUUAUGCGACCUGCUUGCCCGAUUUAUGCAUUGUAAUGUGCUGAUGUCAUUAGUUAAUUGUAGUGUUGUAAGUUUGCUUAAGUUGACCCUUAUAGCUUUUACAAAGUUAUGAGGUGUGGCGUUAAACAGAGAGGAAUAAAAAUGUACAUAUGUAAAUUUA